CAGUCGCCGGUACCGAAUGUCCUUCUCUACACUCGUGCCGACCUCUACUUCAACAUGGUGGGCUUGAUGCUCAGGAGCUCGAGACGCCUUCAGGCGUCAUUGCAGCGCUCACAGUGCAAUGCCUCGCAAUACUUUACCCGACGUAGGCUUACAACACCCGCAAGCGGUGAUACUGCACAUCUACCGUUGGCUGGAAUCAAAGUACUUGACAUGACCCGAGUAUUGGCCGGACCCUACUGUACACAAAUUCUUGGAGAUCUUGGAGCGGACGUUAUCAAGGUUGAACAUCCCACAAGAGGAGAUGAUACUCGAGCAUGGGGCCCCCCAUACGCAAAGUACACGGACGGUAAAGAAGGCCCUGGAGAAAGCGCAUAUUAUCUUGGUGUAAAUCGAAACAAACGAUCAAUGGGUCUAUCAUUCGCACACCCAGCUGGCGUUGAUAUCUUACACCGUCUGGUUAAAGAAUGCGAUGUCCUGGUCGAGAACUAUCUCCCAGGUUCGCUCGCAAAGUACGCAAUGGACUACGACACUGUAUCCAAUAUCAACCCAAGUAUUGUCUACGCCAGUAUUACUGGAUAUGGCCAGACAGGGCCGUACCGCAACAGAGCUGGAUACGACGUCAUGGUUGAAGCCGAAAUGGGUUUGAUGCACAUUACAGGGCAACGCGACGGGCCGCCAGUCAAGGUCGGCGUAGCAGUCACUGAUCUCACAACUGGACUCUACACCUCAAAUUCAAUCAUGGCAGCUCUUCUAGGCCGGAUAAAGACGGGCAGGGGCCAGCAUAUCGAUGUUGCCCUCAGCGACUGCCAGGUAGCUACGCUUGCGAACAUAGCUAGCUCGUGUCUCAUUAGCGGCCAAAGGGAUACUGGGAGAUGGGGAACAUCGCACCCAUCCAUUGUGCCCUACAAAGCUUUCAAGACAUCUGACGGAGAUAUUCUGCUAGGAGGUGGCAACGACCGUCUUUAUGGCGUUAUAUGUAACAAGAUCGGCAAGCCCGAGUGGAUAUUCGAUGAAAGGUUCAAAACCAAUGCUUUGAGGGUCCGGAACCGAGAUACAUUGGAAGAGCUCAUCGAAAAUGAGACUCGGCAAAAGAGCACUCAAGAAUGGCUUGAGAUUCUAGAAGGGUCGGGCAUGCCCUAUGCCGCUAUCAACGAUGUGCAGGACACUCUCAAUCACGAGCAUGUCCGCGCCCGCGAUAUGGUAAAAGAAAUAGACCACCCAGAAUGCGGGCCUAUCAAGCUCAUAAACACACCGGUCAAAUGGUCGGAAUCUAAGCCUGGCAUUCGACUACCACCGCCUACACUUGGUCAGCACACUAACGAAAUACUUGGGGCUAUGUUGGGCUUGAGCAAGGAAGAUGUUGAGAGUCUGCGAAGCGAGGGAGUCAUAGCGUAGUGUAUCAUCAGAGAAAAAAGUACAUCACGCACAUCUAAAUAGCUCUACAAAGAUUUCUCAACUAUUGUCAGAUCCAUUCCUAAUCACACAU
Messenger RNA from Cucurbitaria berberidis CBS 394.84, 1486 nucleotides. Its product is annotated as caib/baif family protein-like protein. Lineage: Eukaryota; Fungi; Ascomycota; Dothideomycetes; Pleosporales; Cucurbitariaceae. Gene Ontology annotation, molecular function: catalytic activity. The coding region runs from base 55 to 1395 and encodes 446 amino acids. The record is from RefSeq and is a predicted model, not a curated record. The transcript is spliced from 9 exons.